AUGGAGCCUCGAAGGCUACCCCAUCUUGGUGGCUCAUCGCCUGCACAACUGGCUGUAAUGAAUGAUGAAUCCAUUGUUCCACAUGUCUUUGUUGGUGAUCAGCUUGUCAAUAGUGGCCGCAACAGACCAACACAACAGCACUUCAUCAUUCGUUCUUUGACAGAUUCCGAUAAUAACUUGCGUGAACAGCUGGGAUGGCCUCUGCCAGCAAACACACACCAGUUCGCAGCUCCUGUCGAUCCACGGGAUUCGGCUGUUUCCCAAACAAUAGGAUCGGACGUUCCGUAUGAUGAAUGGAUUGAACACAAACCUCUAGAUGAAGUCAAUACAGAGUUCAUUGAGCACACCUCAAACGCAGUGCAGCGCCACGAGCUCACCCGUCGGGGCGAGGAGCGCCGGGAACGAUGGAUUUUUAUCGAGACUCAGAUUAACUAUGAGGAUGCUGCAAUUGCGCAGAUCAUGUCAUUCAUGUCCGCGUUUGACUUUUGCCCGGGUGACGACUUUUAUGUUCGAUAUGUAAGAAUGGCGUGGAUGUGCGGCCCGGACUCCAUGAUUGAGGCAAAGACACGACUGAAUAACAAACUCCGGAACCAUGAAAAAUAUCUGGAGGAGGUCAACGAAGUUAUCGCGUUGGACCCACAUAUUUCACCUGGUGAUGUUUGUUAUACAUUGCGUGUUUACAACAUCAACGAACGGGCAAGAGUACUCAACGCUCUUGAUCAACAUGAUGACUUCAUUCGCCGUGAACGGGCAGCUGGCAUGAACAGUCCUAAUGACCCAAGAGGUAUUGUCAUCCAACCAGCCCAUCAGAAUCCCACUCACAUGCACAUACAACCCGGAAUAACGAUCGAUUGUGGUUCAUAUGAGAAUCUGUCGACUGAUGGUACCAAUGAGGUUGAGCGUGCUAGCACCAACCGUGGAAUCGAGAUUAUUGACCCCAGCACUGGUCAUCCCAUCCACUUUCAGAGACAACCAUUAACAGCAACAAACAACAACCGCAAUGCUACAGGCCGCACGAACGGGAAGUACUCAAACUGUGAUAACAUGCAGGUCGAUGAAAGUUCAGAGUUGUUUAUUCAUGGUGAUGUGAAUGGAAAUCGCAACAGAAACAGAAGAAACUCACUCUUCGAUCACACUCAGGUUGAUAGAAGAUCAGAGUUGCUUCGUGAUGGGAAUGGGACAAUCGGCAAUGUGCCUACGGGAAGCAAUGACCCGCUCUUUGACGCCAAUAGCCGAUUGAAUGGUCUCUUUUCUCUUGGGAUUGGUGCUGAUGUGGAAAACAAUGGAACCGUAUCAUGGAUCUCCCAGGAGACCUGGACAAAAAGUCGUCCGAGAAAAGGAAGUCGUAUCAGCAAAACAUUGCCUAGGAACUUCGGCCGAAACAUCGCCAAUUUGAGAUUGGCAUUGCUUUCCAUUACUGAGCCCGACCACGAGCACGCCAUCGAACUAACUGACACGGCUAGAAAUGAUGGGGAUGGGGAUACACCAAACCUCGCGUUCAGUGUCAAUGAGGAUGAAGUGAACCACGGUGCAACCCAAAAUGAAUGCUGCAUUGCACCAGUCUCGAGCAGUUCAGACGACGAGCAACAGACGAUGAGAGAUUCUAGCCCCGGACCUGGAUCGAAUGAAGAGAUGCUCUCAGAGCUUUCCUUUGAUCGACAGUACAGAGGUACUGAGGUAGUGGAUUACCAGACGCCUCUCAUUCCACCAGACUUUUUCGAUGUGUUUGUCGUAGACGUGGAGGGUGAUCAGGAAGUGGAAGGAUCCGGUGAAAGAAGAGGACGCCUCUCAGCUGAACAAUUACAUGAUGCCACGCACCACAGCCGCAGUGGGAGCUUCACCCUGACAAUGAAUAGCUUCGGAGCGGAUUACCCAGACGACAUGUCGGAUACACCUUUGUUGUCUCGGAAUAGCCCAUACGGCAGGCAUGGCCCAUUGUCUCGGAAUAGCCCGAGCAGAGCGAUCUCGAGGUCAAGUGCCCACCGUCGGCACCAUGUACCUGUGGGUGGUCUCAGCAGCUUUGGGUCUCGUAUGAUCAAAUCAAGUCUGAAUGCCCGCCGAAGAAAUGACGCACGUGAGAAUGUCCGAAACGCUCGCCGCUCGCUCAGAAAUUCAUCGAGAUUGUUCGACGACUUGAGAAACGAAGUACCUCCAACAACUAUCCUGGGUUUCGACGCGCCAGACAGUCACCAAAACACCAAUUACUUGCCUGUGUAUUCGACGCAGUUGAUUAAUGCCAGUGUCCGACAUACUGCACCCGCUAUUGUGAACACCAGCAGAAUCAAUGCGUAUGCUCACCUUUGA
This is a messenger RNA of Penicillium crustosum, 2304 nucleotides long. RefSeq lists its product as uncharacterized. The coding region runs from base 1 to 2304 and encodes 767 amino acids. NCBI's taxonomy places the organism in Eukaryota, Fungi, Ascomycota, Eurotiomycetes, Eurotiales, Aspergillaceae. The record is from RefSeq and is a predicted model, not a curated record. The transcript has 3 exons.